GCAUCACACGGCUACGAAAUCAGUCGCAAGUUGAAUCUCUGUGAGUGAUAACGUGUCUUUAAUAAAUUUCUAAACCUCAAUAGAGCAACUUUUUCUUGUUGAUUAAACAAUCGUAUAAAUAUGCCACGACGUGGACGAGCAUCUGGACCUCCACCUAGGACUGUCAGACCUGCAGCAGCUCCAGCACGCCAUGCAGCACCACCAGCAGCCCAUCCACCAGCACCAGCAUCAGCGGCAACACCUAUGAUGGCUCAACCCACACAACAAGGCCCAUCACUGAUGGGCCAGAUGGCUGCUACGGCUGGUGGAGUUGCCAUUGGCUCAGCAGUAGGUCACACCAUUGGUCAUGCUAUGACUGGAAUGUUCAGCGGUGGUUCCAGUGAGGCAGCAGCACCAGCCCCAGCUGCAGUUGCACCAGCAGCUGCUGCUCCGAGUGCUACUCAACCAACUGGAGUCUGUGCUUGGGAGAUCAAACAAUUCUUGGAGUGUGCUCAAAACCAAACUGAUCUCACACUAUGUGAAGGAUUUAAUGAAGCCAUUCGUCAAUGCAAAGCAGCUAAUGGUUUAGCAUUGUAAUGAAGACGAACUCUAGUUAGUGAAGUAAUUAAUUGGAAAUUCUUUCAAAGUAAAAGAAAUGUUGAUCAUUGUUUGGUUUAUAAUUUUGUAUAAAUAUUAUUGUACUUUUAUUUAUGCUUGCGUUUAUUCAAAUCCUACAGCAAAUAAGAUUUUCCAUUACAUGUGAAAAAGUGAAAUAAAAUUAAUUGUUAUAAUCCUGAA
Messenger RNA from Phymastichus coffea, 777 nucleotides. RefSeq names its product coiled-coil-helix-coiled-coil-helix domain-containing protein 10, mitochondrial (gene Chchd2). Gene Ontology annotation, cellular component: mitochondrion; nucleus. NCBI's taxonomy places the organism in Eukaryota, Metazoa, Arthropoda, Insecta, Hymenoptera, Eulophidae. Gene Ontology annotation, biological process: mitochondrion organization. The record is from RefSeq and is a predicted model, not a curated record. Bases 121 to 576 code for a protein of 151 amino acids. The transcript is spliced from 3 exons.